Neolamprologus brichardi is the source of this 591-nucleotide messenger RNA. Its product is annotated as C-C motif chemokine 3-like. The record is from RefSeq and is a predicted model, not a curated record. Gene Ontology annotation, molecular function: chemokine activity. NCBI's taxonomy places the organism in Eukaryota, Metazoa, Chordata, Actinopteri, Cichliformes, Cichlidae. Gene Ontology annotation, cellular component: extracellular region. Gene Ontology annotation, biological process: immune response.
GCGUCAUCAGUCGCGCCUGCAGAUGUUCCUGCGCUUAUCAAUAAAUAACUAAGGAAUCAACUCGCAUAAUCACAACCUGAUCAGUGAGCCAGACCACCGGUGAAAAUGUCUGUGAAGAUUCUCUCCGUCACUCUCCUCCUGCUCUCAAUGUGUGUGUGCUUCAGCUCCUCUGCAGGUAUCCGUGGUCCUACGAAGAAACGCCCUUGCUGCGUUGAUGUUACCAACCUCGAUAUGAGCCCUGAGGUGGUGGGGGAGACAUAUCGCGAGCAGGUUUUAUCACAUCCCUGUGUGAAGGCUAUAAUUUUCAACACAGAAUAUGGUCAGCUUUGCGCCGAUCCUAACGCUCAGUGGGUCCAGAAUCUCACUUCCACAAUGAAGAAGGUGCAGUGAAGCACAAGUUCUCUGGUGAAGCAUUGCUGCCUGUCUGUAUCAUCUUUGGCCUCACUUUCAAAGAUAUAUUCAAAUGAGAAUGCUUCCUAAAAACCUUUCAAAUUAAUUAUAUUACUGUUACCCUGUAUUUAAUUCUUGGUGUUGACUUCAGGCUUUCAUGGUGCCAACCAUUUUUUUAAAAAGUUAGCAUUUAAGCGCUGU